Osmerus eperlanus (European smelt) is the source of this 9674-nucleotide messenger RNA. RefSeq names its product fibrillin-2. The transcript is spliced from 65 exons. Gene Ontology annotation, molecular function: calcium ion binding. The coding region runs from base 192 to 8855 and encodes 2887 amino acids. The record is from RefSeq and is a predicted model, not a curated record. Lineage: Eukaryota; Metazoa; Chordata; Actinopteri; Osmeriformes; Osmeridae.
GGAAAAAGAGCUGCUGGAGCGCCUGUGUAGUCAUUAUCUUCAGUUAAGUCCUUUUCUGAAUGAGGAACAGGUAUCUUGGCGACAGUGUACAAUGCGCUUAUUGUAGCCAUUUGCAAGACAACAUUUCCCAGUAUUGGCUACAAUAACAAAACCUUUUUAUAUACGAAAAUUUAAUUCAAGUUUUGUUGAGAAUGUGGAGUAAGAGGAUUUUUCCUUGCUUGGUUGGACUGGUGACUUUAACGGGUUUACUGAUAGAAAACGUUUCUGGACAGAACCCUAUAACUCAGGGUAGAAACUUCAAGGUGGAUGAGUUGCCUUCCUCAUCGAGUCGAGUGAGGAGAAGAGGAAAACAAGAGUCUUUACGAGGGCCAAAUGUGUGUGGAUCUCGUUUUCACUCCUAUUGCUGCCCAGGUUGGAAAACUCUACCAGGGGGCAACCAGUGUAUUGUGCCCAUUUGCAGAAACAGCUGUGGCAACGGAUUCUGCUCUCGUCCCAACAUGUGUACGUGUCCCAGCGGCCAAAUCUCCCCAUCCUGCGGGAACAAAUCCACCCCGCAGUGUAAUAUCCGUUGUAUGAACGGUGGAAUCUGUACUGAGGACCAAUGUCAGUGCUCCAAGGGUUAUACCGGGACAUAUUGUGGACAACCCAUCUGCGAGAACAAGUGCCAGAAUGGUGGGCGCUGCAUUGGACCCAACCGGUGCGCGUGUGUAUACGGAUUCACCGGGCCACAGUGUGAGAGAGACUAUAGAACAGGCCCCUGCUUCACCCAAGUCAACAACCAGAUGUGUCAGGGCCAGGUGAGCAGCAUCGUGUGCACCAAGACCCUGUGCUGUGCCACUGUGGGGCGUGCCUGGGGGCACCCCUGUGAGAUGUGCCUGGCCCAGCCCCAGCCCUGCCGUCGAGGCUUCAUCCCCAACAUCCGCACUGGAGCCUGCCAGGACGUUGACGAGUGCCAGGCCAUCCCAGGGCUGUGCCAGGGAGGAAGCUGCAUCAACACUGUGGGCUCGUAUAAGUGCAAGUGCACAGCUGGCCAUCGGCAGAACGAGGGCUCCCAGAAGUGUGAGGAUGUGGAUGAGUGCGCAACCAUACCCCGUGUGUGUGACGGAGGACAGUGUUUCAACUUGGUCGGAAGCUACUCUUGUGUUUGUCCCCCUGGCUUCACCCCAUCAUCAGACAAAACACGCUGCUUAAAUCAGCGUCCGGGCUCUUGUUUUGGGAGCCUGCUGAACGGGCGCUGUUACCAGGAGAUGUCCGGUCGCUUCAGCAAGGCUCAGUGUUGCUGUGACAGCGGGCAUUGCUGGGCACGGGGGUCAGUGCCGGAGAUGUGCCCUGUCCAAGGCUCAGAGGAGUACAGGAGGAUGUGUGUGGAGGGGGUCCCUGUCAACCCUUACCCAGAGGGAGACCCCAGCGUCAUCGGUGGGAGAGAGAAACCCCAGGUCCCCCUUAACCCUUUUAAUUCACAGACCCCUUUGAACCCCUCAAACCCUUACAUCCCACUGAAUCCUCAGAGACCAGAAUAUGACCACACAAUCAAUGGUCAGCCAACCAAUGGGAAUGGAAACAAUGUGCCUAAGCCUGACUAUGCUACUCUCAACCAGACAAUGGAUGUUUGCCGACAGCUGCCUAACCUAUGUCUACAUGGCCGAUGUAUCCCUGUGCCAUCCAGCUACCGCUGCGAGUGUAACACUGGAUACACACAGGACACCCACAGGGAAUGUGCUGAUGUAGACGAGUGCUCCUCGGACCCUUGCACCAAUGGUAAUUGUGUAAACACAGCUGGCUCCUACUACUGCAAAUGUCACACUGGCUUUCAGAGGACUCCUGGGAAGCAGACCUGCAUCGACAUUGAUGAGUGCCUGCACAAUGGGGUGCUUUGUAAGAAUGGACGGUGCCUCAACACAGAAGGCAGCUUCCAGUGCAUCUGUAAUGCAGGUUUCCAGCUCACCUCUGAUGGCUGGAACUGUGUCGACCAUGAUGAAUGUGCUACCACCAACAUGUGUCUGAAUGGCAUGUGUAUCAACGAGGACGGUAGCUUUAAGUGUGUCUGCAAACCCGGGUUCACCCUGGCAUUGAGUGGACGUUACUGCACAGAUAUUGACGAGUGUCAGACUCCAGGCAUUUGUAUGAACGGUCGCUGCAUCAACACAGAGGGGUCCUUCAAGUGUGUGUGUCUGGCUGGACUGGCUGUAGGGGUGGAUGGACGAUUUUGCGUGGAUACACACAUGCGGAGUACCUGCUAUGGAGCCAUAAAGAAGGGUGUGUGUAUGCAACCCUUUCAAGGAGCAGUCACCAAGUCUGAAUGUUGCUGUGCCAGCAGUGAUUACAGCUUUGGAGAGCCAUGCCAAUCAUGUCCUGCCAAGAACUCUGCUGAGUUUCAGGCAUUGUGUGGAAGUGGAAUUGGCUUUACUGUAGAUGGAACAGACAUCAACGAGUGUGGCCUGGACCCUGACAUCUGUGGCAACGGAGUAUGUGAGAACCUGAGAGGUAGUUUCCGCUGCAUCUGUAACACCGGUUACGAGUCAGACCAAAGCGGCAAGAACUGUGUGGACAUCGAUGAAUGCAUGGUGAACCGUCUGCUCUGUGACAACGGUCUCUGCCGGAAUGUUCCAGGGAGCUACAGCUGCACCUGUCCCAAGGGCUUCGUCUUCAGGCAGGACUCUGAGACAUGUGAAGAUUUGAAUGAGUGUGAGAGCAGCCCCUGUGUCAACAGUGUGUGUAAGAACAUUGCCGGCUCCUUCAUCUGCGAGUGCUCUUCAGGCAGCAAGCUGGACACCACCGCUCUCAUUUGUAUAGACAGUCUGAAGGGGACCUGUUGGCUGAACAUCCAAGAUGGCCGCUGCGAGGUCAACAUCAAUGGGGACACUCUUAAGUCUGAGUGCUGUUCCACCCUGGGAGCGGCCUGGGGCAGUCCUUGUGAGCAGUGUGAGAUUGAUCCCAUCUGUUCCAGAGGCUAUGCCAGGCCACGAGGAGUCAAAUGUGAAGAUGUAAAUGAGUGUGAAGUCUUCCCAGGCGUGUGUCCCAACGGGCGCUGUGUUAACACUAAGGGCUCCUUUAAGUGCCAGUGUCCCGAGGGUCUUACACUGGACUUCACUGGCCGGGUGUGUGUAGACAUUCGCUCAGAGCACUGCUACCUGACGUAUGAUGAGGAUUUGUGCACCAAGCCUGUGCCCGGACGCUUCCGCAUGGAUGCCUGCUGCUGCACGGUAGGUGCCGCCUGGGGGAAAGAGUGUGAGGCAUGCCCCGAGCCAGGCACCAGACAGUAUGAGGCCCUGUGCCCACGGGGGCCAGGCUUUGCCAAUCGAGAUGUACUCACCGGUCGGCCCUUUUAUAAAGAUGUCAAUGAAUGCAAGGUAUUUCCCAGUAUUUGUACUCAUGGAAAGUGUCGGAACACCAUUGGGAGCUUCAGGUGUCGCUGCGAUGGCGGCUUCGCCCUUGACAUGGAGGAACGCAACUGUACAGAUAUCGAUGAGUGCCAUAUCUCUCCUGACCUGUGUGGUCAAGGGGCUUGCGUCAACACCCCAGGAAGCUUUGAGUGUGAGUGCCACCAGGGCUAUGAGAGUGGCUUCAUGAUGAUGAAGAACUGCAUGGACGUUGACGAGUGUGAGCAGGACCCGUCGCUGUGCCGCGGGGGCUCCUGUGAGAACACAGAAGGCAGCUACGAGUGUGUGUGCCCCUCAGGGCACCAGCUGUCUACUGACGGGGCAGCUUGUGAGGAUGUGAACGAGUGCGAGCUGAGCAACAAUCUUUGCAAGCAUGGAAAGUGUGUGAAUGUUGCAGGCACCUACCAUUGCUUAUGUGACUCUGGUUACCAGGCAACCCUGGACAGGCGGGGCUGUGCAGAUAUUGAUGAGUGCACCAUAGAGAACGGAGGCUGUGACCUCCACUGCACCAACUCUGAGGGAAGCUAUGAGUGCAGCUGCAGCACAGGCUACUCACUUAUGCCUGACCUGAGGAGCUGUGCAGAUGUGGAUGAGUGUGAGGAGGAGCCUGAGGUAUGCAAUGGUGGACAGUGCACCAACGUCCCCGGAGAGUACCACUGCCUUUGCUAUGAUGGAUUUAUGGCCUCCAUGGACAUGAAGUCCUGCAUAGAUGUAAAUGAGUGUGACUUGAACCCCAACAUCUGUAUGCAUGGGGAGUGUGAGAACACCAAGGGGUCCUUCAUCUGCCACUGUCAGCCUGGCUACUCUGUUAAGAAGGGAACCUCUGGUUGCACUGAUAUGGACGAGUGUGAGGUUGGGGCCCACAACUGUGAUAUCCACGCUACUUGUGUCAACACCCCAGGGGCCUUCAGGUGCUCAUGUCGUGAAGGCUGGAUGGGCAACGGUGUCAAGUGCACAGACUUGGAUGAGUGUAACAACGCGACACACCACUGCAGCGUAAAUGCCAAGUGUCUGAACACUCCAGGAUCCUACCGUUGCUCCUGUGCUGAGGGCUUCACUGGAGAUGGAUACAACUGUGCAGACAUGGACGAGUGUGCGGAUAACGUGGACCUGUGCGAGAAUGGCCAGUGUCUAAACGCCCCGGGGGGCUACCGCUGCGACUGUGAGAUGGGCUUCACUCCCGCCACUGACAGACGUACCUGCCAAGAUAUUGAUGAAUGUUCCUUCCAGAACAUCUGUGUGUUUGGAACCUGUAAGAACAUCCCAGGCAUGUUCCGCUGUAUCUGCAACGAUGGCUACGAGCUGGACCGAUCUGGAGGCAACUGUACAGACGUGGAUGAGUGCCUGGACCCCAUCAACUGUGUGAACGGCCUAUGUGUUAACACCCCGGGCUCCUACGAGUGUAACUGCCCUCCAGACUUUGAAUUGAACCCCACUGGGGUAGGCUGUGUAGACACCCGCGUGGGUAACUGCUUCCUUGAGCAUGGCUCCUGGGGCCAGGGCAAGCUCUCCUGCAGUGUGGAGGUGGGGGUCAGCGUCAGCCGCUCGUCCUGCUGCUGCUCCCUGGGACGUGCCUGGGGAAACCCCUGUGAACUCUGCCCUGCCGCCAACACCUCAGACUACAAUACGCUCUGUCCAGGAGGGGAGGGAUUCCGACCCAACCCCAUUACUAUCAUACUAGAAGAUAUAGAUGAGUGCCAGGAGCUGCCGGGCCUGUGUCAGGGAGGGAACUGUGUCAACACCUUUGGCAGCUUCCAGUGUGACUGUCCCUCUGGAUACUACCUCAACGCAGAGAGCCGCAUCUGUAAAGACAUAGAUGAGUGUGUGGUGAAUCCUGGGAUAUGCGGUCCGGGCACCUGCUAUAACACCCUGGGGAACUACACUUGUGUUUGCCCUCAGGAGUACAUACAGGUCAAUGGGGGCAACAAUUGUAUGGAUAUGAGGAAGAGUCUAUGCUACAGGAACUACAAUGGUACCGCCUGUGAGAAUGAGCUGGCCUUCAACCUCACCCAAAAGAUCUGUUGCUGUGCCUACAAUGUAGGCAAGGCCUGGAACAAGCCCUGCAAGGCCUGCCCCAAGCCUGGAACAGAUGGCUAUAGGAGUCUUUGUGGCAAUAUCAUCCCAGGAUUCAAGCUUGACAUUGAAACGGGGAAAGCAGUCGACAUUGAUGAAUGUCGAGAGAUCCCUGGUAUCUGUGCUAAUGGGGUGUGCAUCAACCAGAUAGGGAGCUUCCGCUGUGAGUGUCCCACAGGCUUCAGCUACAAUGACCUGCUGCUUAUUUGCGAAGACAUUGACGAGUGCAGCAGCGGUGAGAACCUGUGCCAGAGAAACGCUGACUGUAUCAACAGUGCAGGGAGUUACCGCUGUGAAUGCUCAGAGGGCUACAAUCUGUCCCCCAAUGGAGCCUGCAUCGACCGUAAUGAGUGUCUGGAGAUCCCCAAUGUCUGCAGUCAUGGAGAAUGUGUGGACAUCAGAGGAGGAUACCGGUGUGUGUGUCACAAAGGCUUCAAGGUCACAUCCAACCGCAAAAUGUGCAUGGAUAUUGACGAGUGUGAGCGCCAGCCAUGUGGGAAUGGGACCUGUAAAAACACAGUGGGAUCGUACAACUGUCUCUGCCACCCUGGCUUUGAGCUUACCCACAACAAUGACUGCAUGGACGUGGAUGAGUGCACAACGUCGUAUGGCCAGAUAUGCAGGAACGGCCAGUGUCUCAACAGUGUGGGCUCCUUCCUGUGUCUGUGUGAUGAGGGCUACGAGUUCACCCCUGAUGGCAGGAACUGUGUCGAUGUCAACGAGUGUUUUUUGUUUCCCGGAACCUGUUCUCCUGGUACCUGCCAGAACCUGGACGGUUCCUUUCGCUGUCUCUGCCCGUCGGGUUACAUUGUCCAGAGUGACGAGUGUAUAGAUGUGAACGAGUGUGAUGAAGACCCCAACAUCUGUCUGUUUGGAUCCUGCAUCAACAUACCCGGGAAUUUCGAGUGUGUGUGCCGGCCUGGCUUUGUGCUGUCAGAGAAUAGACGGAGGUGUUAUGACACUCGCGAGAGCUACUGCUUCACUCGCUUUGAGACUGGCAAGUGCUCCUUACCCCAGGCCUUCAACACAACCAAGGCCAAGUGCUGCUGUAGCACCAUGCCCAAGGAGGGCUGGGGGGAUCCCUGUGAACUCUGCCCCAAGGAGCAAGAUGUUGCUUUCCAAAACCUGUGCCCAUACGGACAUGGUAUAAUUCCUGGAAUUGGAGACACACGUAUCGAUCUGAAUGAGUGCCUAGAGAACCCAGGCAUCUGUCACAAUGGACACUGUAUCAACACAGACGGCUCUUUCCGCUGUGAAUGCCCCAUGGGGUAUGCACUCAACUACACUGGAAUACAUUGUGUCGACAUUGAUGAGUGUACCGUGGGGAACCCCUGUGGGAACGGCACAUGCACUAACGUGAUAGGUGGGUUCGAGUGUAACUGUGAGGAGGGCUUUGAGCCAGGCACCAUGAUGACCUGUGAAGAUGUAAAUGAGUGCACUCAAAACCAGCUCCUCUGUGCGUUCCGCUGCAUCAACACUUUCGGAGGCUACGAGUGCACCUGUCCGUCUGGUUAUGCCCUGAGAGAGGACCAGAGAAUGUGCCAGGAUUUGGAUGAGUGUUCAGAGGGACUCCACGACUGUGACUCUCGGGGGAUGACCUGUAAGAACCUUAUCGGCACCUUUAUGUGUGUGUGUCCACCUGGUAUGGUGCGCAACCGUGACGACGAAGUCUGCCAGGAUGAAAACGAGUGUCGUUCCAAGCCGGGCAUCUGUGAGAACGGCCGCUGUGUUAACAUCAUAGGCAGCUAUGUGUGUGAGUGUGGGGAGGGCUACCAGACAGAUUCCACACGGACACAGUGUCUAGACUACAGGGAGGGCUUCUGCUUCACCGAGGUGCUCCAGACAAUGUGCCAGAUGUCCUCCAGCAGCCGCACCAAGUCCACCAAGUCCCAGUGCUGCUGCGACGGCGGCCGUGGCUGGGGCAACCAGUGCGAGCUCUGUCCCCUACCUGGCACUGCCCACUACAAAAAGCUCUGUCCCCACGGGCCAGGGUACGCCACUGAUGGCACAGAUAUAGAUGAGUGUAAGGUCAUCCCUGAUGCCUGUAAAAAUGGCCGCUGCAUCAACACAAUGGGCUCCUACCGCUGCCACUGCCAACCUGGCUACGCAUCAACCAUCACUGGCACUGCCUGCGUUGACCUUGAUGAGUGUGCCAUGUCCCCCAAGCCGUGCAACUUCAUCUGUAAGAACACUGAGGGCAGCUACGCCUGCUCGUGUCCACGUGGAUACCUGCUCCAGGAAGAUGGCAGAACUUGCAAAGACCUGGACGAGUGCCAGACCAAGAGACACAACUGCCAGUUUCUAUGUGUGAACACUGUGGGGGGCUUUACCUGCAAGUGUCCCCCAGGCUUCACCCAACACCACACAGCCUGCAUUGACAACAAUGAGUGUGUGUCAGAGGCCUCUCUGUGUGGAGCUAAGGGCAUAUGUCAGAACUCUCCCGGUAGCUUUGCAUGUGAGUGCCAGCAUGGGUACUCUCUGGACAACACUGGUCUAAACUGUAAAGACGUGGACGAGUGUGAGAGCAACCACAGAUGUCAGCAUGGGUGUCAGAACAUGUUGGGGGGAUACCGCUGUAGCUGUCCUCAGGGCUACACACAGCACUACCAGUGGAACCAGUGUGUGGAUGAGAACGAGUGCUCCAACCCCGGCAGCUGUGGCUCAGCCUCCUGUUACAACACGCUGGGUAGCUUCAAAUGUGCCUGCCCUUCAGGCUACAACUUUGACCAGUUCUCUAGCAGUUGUGAGGAUGUCAACGAGUGCUCCUCACGCAAGAACCCCUGCAACUACGGCUGCUCCAACACUGAGGGGGGCUACCUAUGUGGUUGCCCUCCAGGGUACUACCGUGUUGGCCAAGGUCACUGUGUGACCGGUGUGGGUUUUGGAAAGGACCAAUACGGGCCUGUGGAGACAGGAGAGGAGGAUAACGCUCUUUCUCCGGAUACCUGCUAUGAGUGCAAGGUCAAUGGUUACCCCAAGAAGAAUGGCCGCAAGAGACGCAGCACCAAUGAAACGGCAGAGGACAUCCAGGUCAGCCUCGCCAGUCUGGACAUGGAGUUGCUCCUCACCCUGGUCCUAAACACAUCUCAACUCAACCCCAAGCAGCACAUCCUGGAGCUGAUGCCCGCCAUCAAGCCCCUCUCGGGACACGUUCACUAUGUCAUUGCCACGGGGAACCAGGACGGCCAGUUCCGCAUCCAGAGGCGUGACGGCCUCAGCUACCUGCACAGCACCAAGAGGAAGGUGGCCACUUUACCACAGGAGUACACGCUAGAGAUCACCAGCUCCCUGCUCUAUGGUAAAGUACAGCUCAAAGAGCUGGAAGACCACAGAGAUCAAGACUACCUCACAGGGGAGCUGGGAGAAAACCUGCGCAUGCGACUGCAUAUCCGACUGCAGUAAAUGGGUGAAUAGACACCACCUUUCGCAGUGGUGCGUUCCUGUUCAAUAUUAGCCAAAUAUAUAAGACUGGAUUGCUUCUUCCCAAUCGUAUUUUUUACCUGAAAGAAGAAUAUGAUUGCCUCUAUAGGAAAAGAAAGAAAGAUGAUUGAAGCUUGAACUUGAGACAUGCCAUCUUUGCCUUUUUGGCCUCUCAGUGACCUCAUGCCAUGGCCCUAUUUGCAGAAUCACAUACCACAUGGUUUGUUAAAUAACCAGAUGGUAAGAUUUUUAUGUCGAGACAGAUAGAUCUUGCUUAAUUUAAUUGACCUAGUCCUAGAUUGUUGAUAACAUUGCAGUACAUGUUCAGAUAACUGAAACUGCACAGCAUUGUUGGCAUAGAUAUAUAAUACAGUGGAUGUCAGAUUGUGAGGAAUUCAGGCUAGGUAAGAGGAUGUUUGUCUUCGUAGAACACUCCGAAAAUCGUAUGCAACUGGGUUUCAUGGUGCCUUUGUAAUGUCAAUUAGCCUUUUAUAUUAAUGCAAUUAAUCAUAAAUGAGAUCAUAAAUGAGAGCAGUAAUCAAACAUUGUAUCCACUUAUAUGUACAUAUUAACAAUCUUAAUUUCAGUUUUGUAACCUAAUUUUUGUAAUUUAUUUUAGUACUUCGUGAAUUAUCUAGUAUUUAAGAGGCACACAAUGGAGAAAGUCAUGUUUAAUAAAAUUACACAAAAAGGGAAAUACUGACCACCUGCUCCAAUAACCAUGUUAACAAGUGCGUACAUUCCCAAUCUGAAAGUGUACAGUAGGUAGUGUACAAAAUAUUGCAAUAUUACCUCAAACAA